Molecule: messenger RNA, 3917 nt
Organism: Metopolophium dirhodum (rose-grain aphid)
Lineage: Eukaryota; Metazoa; Arthropoda; Insecta; Hemiptera; Aphididae
Product: MOB kinase activator-like 2
Exons: 5
Coding region: 633-1421 (262 amino acids)
Biological process (GO): signal transduction; positive regulation of protein phosphorylation
Cellular component (GO): cytoplasm; nucleus
Molecular function (GO): protein kinase activator activity
Source: RefSeq, a predicted model, not a curated record
UCCAUGGUGUGGUAACAGUCUGUGGUAGUACACUAUAGUACGACGGUGUGCGCUUAAUGCUUAUCACAAGAGCAACGUAAUGAUAAGGAUUUUUUUACGUCGUUCCCUCCAGCUUGUUAUUUUUUUUUCCUAGUCAAAACUUACGACCGCGACAACAACAACAGUAAAAUACAACAACAACUGCAAUAAUUACAUUAUAAUAUCGCCGCCAUACUCAACGAACGAAUGUCUGGACAUAUUUUUCUUUUCGCUCAUAAAUGUCGGUUUAUUCCGUCGUCGUUUCAGCACCGAUUGAAUUGAUUGCGAUGUGCAUUUGGUCGUCUACCAUAGUACGAUCGCCGCCGCCGCCACUGCCGCUGCUGUCGUCGUCGCUGCUGCCGCCGCCGCCGCAGCCGCUGUCGUCGUCGUCACAACAAUAAUACGCCGCAUCAAAAACACUACGACCCGUUCCCGUGUCCGUUGUUGAACGCGGGACAUGGACACCUGACGACCGUCCCUGGGCUUCCGAUCGACAACACCGGGGUGUUGUUAGUGCGGCAUUCCGCCUGUUAAUAUUCGAAUGGUGGACGCGUAGACAAUCCGACAAACUGGACAAGUUACCUGAGUAUCUCCGCGACACCGUGGACUGGUUUAUGGGGAAAGGUCGAAAGGCCAAAGACAAGGAAUCAUUAUGUAAUGAUGAUAACAAAUUGUACUUGGAAGAAGCCGUAUUAGAAAAAAAGUUACCUGACAUUGAUCUUAGGAUAUUAGUUGAAAUGCCAAAUGGAAUAGAUUUUAAUGAGUGGCUUGCUUCUCAUACAAUUUCAAUUUUUGACAACACCAACUUGAUUUAUGGAACUGUGUCAGAAUUCUGUACAAUUUCGGGAUGUCCUGAUAUGGUUGGGCCAAGUUAUAGAACCUAUUUGUGGUUUGACGAAAAAGGAAAAAAAUCUCGAGUUGCUGCUCCAUUAUACAUUGACUAUGUUAUGACGUAUGUUCAAAAAACUAUUAAUGAUGAGACAAUUUUUCCAACUAAAUAUGCUAAUGAAUUUCCAGUUGGCUUAGAGAUUGUAGUAAAAAAAAUUUUAAGAUUGUUGUUUCACGUUAUAGCACAUCUUUACCAUAGUCACUUUCGUGAGUUAGUACUACUAAAUUUGCAUACACAUUUAAACUGUGUGUUUGCUCAUCUAUCAGUAUUUAACCAUCGUUAUCAAUUAAUUGAGCUACGUGAAACUGAAAUCCUACAAGAUCUAGUGGUAGCUCUAAAAAUUUUAGGUGAUGAUGAAGAAACAGCUACCGAAGUCAAUGAAUCUAUUGAUGACUAUAAGGACGUUAUAAACAAAGAACCAACCAUGUCUUUUGCAGAUCAACCUAUUAACAUGUUCCCUAAUCCUUCUCCUAUUAAUACACAGACUUUAACUACUCAAAUUGAUAAUUUCUAGUCUAGUAAAUAAAAUGUUAUAAUGCAUUAAGUAUAUUUAUAUAGGUACUUGUAAUACAUAUUAAAUAUGUAAAAUUAUUCUGUAUAUAGAAUUUCUUGUUAGAUAAUUUAGUAAAUACCAGUUGGCAGACAAUAAACUAACAUCAAAGCUUUUAAAUCAACUUUAUUAUACUAAAAUACCAAUCUAAUUAAAUAUAUUUAUCUUUGAAAUAAAUAAUACAUUUUUAAUCAUUAAAAAUGUUUUUAUAUUCAUUUCUUGCAAUAAUUCAUAAUUUUUUUUGGUUGGAUUUAAAUAAAUUUAAUCACAUUUAAUCCAUCGGUUCUUAUAUUCAAAUAUUAUCUUUCAUAUUUAAAAUAAUUACAAGUUAUAUAAUCUAAGAAUUGUAAUUUAUAGACAUUGUUUGCCACUAUUCCUAAAAUUGUUUUUAAGUGUUUAGAAAAUAUUGUCCAAUUUACUAAUUCACAGGUUUAGAUUGUUAACUAACUAAAAUAUUGGUUGAACAUCUAAAUUAAAGUUAUUUUAAUCCCUUUUUAUUUUGAACUGUAUACAUCAUAAUUCUUGUGCACUGUUAUUUAAAUUUAUAUAACAAUGUUUAAACAACUUCUUUCAGCUCAAAUAUUUAUAUUUUCAGAUCUAUACAAUUUUAAUAUGAUUUUUGAUUAUAUGUUAUACGUAUUAAUAAUAACGUAUAAUAAUUUAUUAUAAUAAUUUUAUUUAUAUAUAGUCCACUCUGGACAAUUUGUGAACAUUUGUAAUUUUUAUCUUGUCUAUUUUUUGUGAUGUAUUUAAAUAUUGUGAUAGCAAAAAAAUGCCCUUUUAAAAACAUUAUUCAUUUUUGGGAAUUUUACUUAUCUGUAAUUAUUGUUUUAAUUGCUUAUUUCAAGCUAUAAAUUAAAAAAUAGUCAAACCACAUGUGUGUAUUAUGACAAUAACACAUGUGAUGGUAAUUAAAUAUUCAAAUUAUAGAAAUAUAAUUAACUUAAUGUUUUUGGUUGCUUUUAGAAAUGAAAAAAUACUAAAUUAUUUAAUAUGCUUGUUCGGAUAGAAAAUUUCCAAAAUGUGUUUAUGAUGGCAAAUUAUACAACCGUCCAAUUUUUUUCCUUUUAGAAUGUUUUUUUUAGUAAACUUUAUGGGGUUCUGUUAUAUUAUUAUUAAUUUUGUUGUUUUUCUUUCUAUUAUAAAACCAUAAAGUAAACUUUGUUAUUGAUGUUUCAUGUUAAAUUUCAUGUUAUACUACCUUUUUAUCACACUGAGAAACUUAAUAUGUUUUCAGGACGUUUUAUUGUAUUUCUAACCAAAAACAAAUAGCACUUUUGUUAAUACAACAUUUGAGUUACCUACCUAAUUUAUUUAAAUGUCAUUAACCUUAUUUCUUAGAAUCCUAAAGAAAAUAGGUAUGUCAAAUGUUAUACUAUGUUAAUAAGACGAUUGUGAGUUUUUUUUUUUUAGAUUACCCUACUAUUUAUUAUUAGUUAUUAUAAUUGUAUUUAAUGAUUUAUUCAAUAUACAAAAAUAAUAUUAUGUGAGUAGUUUAUAUAUGUAUCACUUACUGUUUUGGGUGAAAAGUUUAUGUAUGUGUUAUAAAGAUAAAAUAUAUUUUUGUACAAAAAUAUUUUUAAAAAAAAACAAAAAAAUGUAAAAUAUACAAAUAGGUAUACAUAAAUAUUCAUAUAAUAUAUUAUUUUAAUUAUUAUAAGGCUGAGUGAAUGAAUUAAGGUAUUAAUGAAAUGUUGAUUUAUUUAAAUAUAUUAUGUUUGAGAGCACUGUUAUAUUGUAUGUAAUUUAAUGCUUAAAUGCUUUAUUAGAUUAUCUUAAUAUAUUUGUAUGUCGAUUUACUAUUGGCAUAGACUUUAUACUCAUAGGCCAGCUCUGUGAAUUCAUAUUGGAUCCAUGAUAGAAGGUACUGGUGGUAGUAUAAACUAUAACUAUAUACUAUGGCAAUAUAUUUAUAACCACAGUAUCAACCAUUUAAUGGUGCCAUCGAUCUCGACUCAAGACGCCUAAUUUUAUUAAUGUCGGUAGGGCUGGUUUAUGAGUAUAAAGUUUAUGACAAUUGGAUCCCUUUUUUGUUUUUGCUUUUUUUUAGUAGGACAAAUCUAAAUGAUAAAACAUUUGGUAAAUAACUACCCAUUAGUUACUAAUAAUUUGUUUACCUAAUUAGAAUAUAUUUUACUGGAGGUUUCUAAUAGAUGUAUUAAAGCAAAUUUGAGUUGGUGUAACUAGCGAGUUCCUUUUUUAAGUAUCUGAAUAGAUCUUAUAUAUUAAUGUUCAUGGUGGAAAAAAAAUUAUGUUUUUAUUUUAGAAUUAAGCGAAAUUAAAACAGUGUUGUAAUAUUAAGGAUAGUAAUUUGUUAACUAUGUUAUACUUGUUGUUUAAAUUUAAAAUAUAUAUGUAACAAAUAUGAUUUAAAACUAUCUAAAUUCUCUUGUCGACUGUUCUGUGUAAUAUGAUAAAUGAUUAUUGAAGAAUAUAAUUUUUCUUAUUGUUUCAUUGAAA